GAAAUGCACUUGUUCUUGUGACGAUCUCCCUACAUUUUGAAUCAUGAAUUUUCCUAUUUCAAAUGAUCUUACUCCCCAGAAAUACUUUAUUGACAGAUAUGGAUCAAUCGAAAAACUAAUCGAUAAGGCCAAAAAUGGCGAAAUCCAUGCCCAAGCAGAUUUGGGAUGGGCUUACUCGAAGGGUUUUGGCGAUCUCUUGCCGGAAGAUAACGACAAAGCAAUCGGAUGGCUUAGCACUGCCAUAGAUAAGGGUUAUGAAUUUCCUAACGCCCUAGGAAAACUUGGGGAGUUAUUAGAUCGGAAAGGAACGAUACGACAUCAGCAGAAGGCUUAUGAGAUGUACCACAGGGCAGCGAAACUGGGGUGCAGAAGUUCACAACUCAAUCUUGCAGAAAUGUAUAGAUGUGGAGUUGAAGGAGUCGUGAACGAAGACCUAAAAGAGGCUUUUAAAUGGUAUAAAAUGGCCGCUGGUGAAGGUGAGAGUGAUUAUGAACUGGGGCCAAUGCAUAAAUUAUUGUCUGGUACGGUGAAAAAACUCGACAACGCCUCAAAGCCAAGGGCUCUGAAAUUUUUGUACAAGUAUUAUCUUGAGGGUGAAUGUCCGGAAGGCCGUCCACAGCCAACUAAAGCAAUUUAUUAUUUGACAAGAGCAGCUGAAAUAGGCGAUACUGAGGCUCAAUGUACCUUGGGGCAGAUAUACUUAAACGGAAGUUGUGAGCAAAUCAAGGACGUUUCAAGAGCAAGAAGGUGGCUCAAGAAAGCUUCUGCAAAUGGUGAUGUUGUGGCAAAACAGGUGGGUCUAUAAAAUAAUUAUAGAUCUUACAAGGGAAUGAGUCAGUUUUUAAAAAACGUUUUCAACUGGAACUCACACUGUCUUGUAAAUUGCACCUGUAGAAGUUUUAUUAAAAUUGAGCCAAAUGAUUGUUACACUUAUUGCAAAAAAGAGUUGAUCUUUAUGAUUGAUAUGGGUACCAGUCUUGACAGAAUAGAAGUCUAUCACACUGAUUGUCAUUGCAAACAAUGUCAAUUUAUAUGAAAUGGCAAAGGUGCUAACCUCUGCAGGUACAGCUGCAAGUACUUGGGGAUGUUCUCUUUAGCACUACCCUGUUUAUUGCACCACCUACCAUCUCCAGCACACCUCAUCGCUAAGGCAAUUACCUACACCACCAUCAUGUCAAACACAACUGACUACUUAACUUGACUUAAUUGGCCACAUUUCCCAAAUAGUUUGUUUUUCCAGUUUACUGAACAUUGAUUUGCUGGACUUUUGUUUCUUUGGCUGUAAUGACAAAAGACAAGAUGAAUAAAAUUAUGCUAAAAGAAGCUAUUUCAGGAAUUUUAAUUUUUCAGUGGAUGGUUUCUACCUUACCCUGGUCCCAGAGGCUUUUUUGUGCUUUUCCAUGAUAGGGAACAAGCAGCAACUCAUUUUGACUGCGUUGUGGCUUGUUCUCUCCCAAGGGCAGAAAAAUCAUGAUAAACCUCCGAGACUAAGCUUGACCUCUGCCACUCUCUCUCCCUCUGCUGAAAGAAUAGUCUUUUUGGGGGAGAAGUGCAGGCCCAUUUUCCCAAACAACAGCUGGUAGUCAAACCUACUCAUACAGCUGUAGACCAGGAUAGGAUUUUUGGAGAACGGCUUAUGGUAAUUCUCUUGUUUUGCACUGCACAUCACCUAGUGUGCAUAACAUUGUGACUUCAAUGGUGGCAGCAAACUCCACUGGUCGCCUAAAAAGAGGUUAUAAUGAUUUUGAUAAUUCUACCCAGCUAAAAAGGUGUUUUUCUUGAAACUCGCCCCAGUCCACUUGUGCAAAAUGAUCAUUUGAAGGCGAAGUUGUCCCUUUGUUGUCAUUUGCGAUGAAAUGAAACCAGUGACCCCCCUUUUUUUGUGUGUUUUUUACUUGUUAUGGCAACACAAAAAAAUUAUAUAUAUUAAGAAGAAAAAAAAUCUGGAUAGUAGAAGUUAUAUUUUUUAGGUAUAAAUGAUGUGAAUUUCCACAUUUACAGCAACAGAGAGGUACAAGAAGAUCUUAAAACUGUCCCUUUUCUCUACAUUUUUUCAAAAUCAGGUAAUUUGAGGUCACUUUACUGAAAGAGCACAGCCCAGACAAACAAAAGGGCUUAAGGUGUUAGUAAGAUUCAUAGUUCUUGUUAUAAAAUGUUUGACGGUUGUUUAAGUUGUUUCCCAUGCAGCAAGGAAAAAACACUCAGAAUUAUGGGAAUGCACGGCACAAACAAGCAUGGUGACCCCAUAUUUUGAAUGUCCUAUAUAUGUCUGACAUUUGUGCCGAGUUGGAAAUAUAUCUGGAUAGUGCAUCAUUUUCAAGGGAAUGACCUUAAAUGUAAGCCCAUUCUCCUUAGUAACUUAAAAGUUGAUUAUAUCACUCACAACGUGGACACUGAGAGAUCUGUUAUGCAUCAAGGAUUAUAAUAUUCAAUCGACGACAAAAUUAGUUAAGACAUUGACUUAAAAGGGGAAAAUAAAGCUUCUCCUCCCCCAUUCCCUCCAUGCACUUUUGUGCCACUUAUCGAGCUACCUGUAGCAAACAACAGACACCCCAACUUUGAAUGUAGGGGAAAGAGGAGGGGGUGUGGAUUCUUUCGCUCUCUAAAGUUACUCUUUUUGAGUACAAUGUCUCAACAAUUUUGUCACUGAUUGAUUGGUAGCAACAACACUAACAAGGCAAAAACUGUAACUGCUAUGGAUUUCAUAACUCCAAGGGCUCCCUGACACAAUGGCACAAGGUACAAGGGCUGUUGAUCCAAACAUCUCCCUUUUACCAUUUCAUUAUUGAUUCAACAAGCAGCAGGGCAUCACUGGAAUUUCACUUUCUGUAGGCACCAAUGCUGGAGGACUGUGUUCAAGCCUUACUUCUGCACUGUUUCCUUAGACAAGAAACUUUGCCCCACUAUGUCCCUCUUCAUCUGACACCAAAAUAAAAUAACCAUGACAUACUGCUGGGCUACCCUGCAAUGGAGUUCUAUACCAUCUAGGGAAAAAUAGGUAAUACUUCUGGGUGCUAUAUGCCACAGAAUCUGGUGUGCCUCCCAUGUAGGCCUCUUUGGCUUGUGUUUGCCUGGGGUUUGCCUCUAUUACCUUAUGGGGGCCUAUCAAAGGCCUACCAAAUAGUGAAAAUUAAUUGUCAAAUUGGCAACUUGAAUUCUAAAUCACGCCUUACCAGUGCUACCCGGUCAUCCAGAACAAGAAUGUUUUCCUGCAAAACAGAUCACUUUUCAAUAGCCAAGGGCCAAAGCAAAUCACCUUUGAGUUUAUUAAUUUUUACUCUAAAGAAGACAAUGGUGCAAUGGCCAUAGGCAAGCACAAUUUCAGAGCUGCCUUACCAAUGACAAUCUUGAAUUACAGUCUUGUUUUUCUUUAAAGCCCAGCUCAAUACUGGUUCUCAUAGGCUACUAACAACCUACCUGGCACAUAGAUUCCUGCUCUACCUGGGACACUGUUUUGAAAUAUCAUGAGAAUCUUAUGCCUCCCACAACAGGAACCAUCAUGCCCACAUGCCUGUGUAGUUCACUGAAGGUCCACGUCCCAGGCAUGUUGGUGGUUUUUUCCAGCACAUUUAUUAUCUGGAAAUAAUUAUUUAACUAUGAACUUUAUUGUAGUUGGUCACAACACAAUCAGCAUUCCUGAAAUAUUUUAGGUGUUCACACUUUUCUGAGUUUGACUGUCUGAAAGUGAGAAUGUAAUUCAUUACAUUUCAUGCAUGUUUUAAAUUUUUAAGAGGGACACGUAGCAGGUUACCCUGGGUUCCAGAGGUUUUUUUUUCUUAUCUAACUAUCUAAUUCCUGAUAGUUCUCGGCGAAGUCUGAACAGCGUUUUGGGAGCUUUAUAAAACCGUGAGCACGGUUUAUUUCAUCUUACGUAUUUUUUGCCAAGUCCUUAGGCCUCAUUAUUCCGCGCGGCCAAAGAGUUUCGGGUCACGUGGUCCAAGCAAAAAUGUGAGGCCGUUUCCCGCCCGUUCGCCUCGGAUACGUCACCGAAACGAAUUGACCGAUAGGGACUGGGAAAACGCCGUACAGAGACUAAGCAAAGGUAUUUCGAGAACGGACCUCUGGAGCCAGGGUAGUAGAAGGUACAUCUUUACCAUGUAUUUUCUGAUAAAUGUCAAUGACACUGGCAAGUGUAGUGCACUUCGUUGGAAGCUGGUUGGUAGCAUAUGAUGGUAGCAUAUGAUAGUUGGUUGGUAGCAUACUGGGCUUUACUUGUAGACAUUGUGAAUGUUUGUACAUAAAUCUGUAUCGGUGAUGGGGAUCCAAACUUCCUUGUUGGUUUCAGAAGAGUGGCAUAUGUUUAAUGAGGACAAUCUACUGCUAGACACCUAAUUGGAUUUCCAGGGUUAUAUUUUUGUAAUGCAUACUAUCUGCUAUAGAGCGUUUUCACUCACGUGGCUAGCAUCCAUGCAAAUUUAUCGGAACAAAAGAAGGCGUUUACAUAUAAAGAGUUCAACUCCCAAAGGAUUGGUUAGGAACACCAACGUGACCGCCGUUUCGUUGUUGUGAACACCAUUCUCGCCGCCGUGACGUCAUAUGAAAACGCUCUAUAGCAUAAUUUUGUGUAAAAACAUAUUAUCGCUAACUCUUACAAUAACGCUGUGAAAUCUGCCAGGUGGUUACACAGAAAUUGAAGAAUGAAUAAUUAUAACAAAUAUAUGAUUCUCAUACCUCAUGUCGGAUAUACACGUGACCCCAAAAGGUAUUUCCGCUAAACGUUUAUCUCACUGUCUUAGUUGUGACAGUUGCAUUUAUGGCUCCACUCGUGCUUAUUUGGUAAAAGUAAGCGAGCCUUUAUAUGUGUGUUGUUUAUUUUUAUUUUUUCAGCUUCUUAAUAAAUGCGAAGAAGCGGAAGAUAAACAGCAUACUGCAUCAGAACCAAAAACAGAGGCCUUGGUUCAGUCAUUUGAAAUCAUGGGUGAGAAACUUAAGCAAAGAUCAGAGGCACAGCAACACCCAUUAGUGAUCACCGAGCCUACUGCAUUUUCAGAGGAAAUGCUUAGUGCGUUUCAGUGGUCCCCAACGGCACGGAUUUAUCUUCAGGCUUUCAGACUGGUAAACCAGGGGCUUGAAAUUCUGAUCAAGAGUAACUUUGCUGACGAAAGAGGGAUUUCUCUUUUAGCUCGUGGGUAUUUGAAUGAAAAUUCUAUACUUCAAGCUUUUCCUCUUAUAAUGCCUUUUUUGCCUAAACUUUAUCAACUUUGUGAGAAAAGUAUGGAAAAUAAACCAAGUUUCUUUGAAGGCCUCGUCGUAGCUUUUGCUUUCCACUUUUACGAGUUGAAACAGACACAAGAGACGUGGAAAACUGAUCUUAAAAAGGUGAUGUGUAUGAGAAAUUUGAUUCGUUUCAUCGAAGAAGCCGAACCCAACAACCUUCCAAUUGAAGACUGUUUUAGGUUUGACCAAAGCUACCGCAGUUGGCUUCACGUUUUGUAUGAGUUCUUGGGAUGCCUCUAUGUCGUUGCAGAAAACUAUGAAACAGCGGCUGAAGCUUUUGAAAGUUCCCUGAAGUGCUGUCCAACCUACUUUCCAAGCAAAAGAGGCCUUGGGCUUUGUUUGGUAUCUCUGUAUUCCUCCAGAGUUUGGGAUAAAAGAAAGGACUCCGCACCCCCGGAAUUGCGCAAGUACUUUCCGAGUGUCGAACGAGUCGUAGAGGAGAGACAAGUUUCUAAAUACAGAUCCUGGACCACUGAAAAGCUAGGAGGCACUGCCAGAAAAAUAUUGGAAGAAUUUCGGGCGGAAGCACCUUCGUGUUGGAAAACAUACCCAAAUGUUUGCUAUUACCUUGCCCAGCUUGCUUUUGUGAACUUUGACAUGAAGGAGUUAAAAAGGUAUUAUGAACUUGGCCAAGAUGCUGAGGAAAAAAGGUUGCCUUUCUUAGACGCUGUUGAUCUGCCUUGGAAGGAUAUGCUGUCCUCAGUCUAUCAGCUAAUUGCUCAUUUACCAGAACCCCCCAGAUGUGGCAAUAAAGCUUGCACUAAAAAUAUCAAGGAAACUGAUCUAAAGUCCUGCGGUGGCUGUAGGACGAAAAAAUACUGCAGCAAGUGA
Porites lobata is the source of this 6048-nucleotide messenger RNA. The record is from the annotation of a GenBank genome assembly. Lineage: Eukaryota; Metazoa; Cnidaria; Anthozoa; Scleractinia; Poritidae.